Molecule: messenger RNA, 2091 nt
Organism: Magnolia sinica
Lineage: Eukaryota; Viridiplantae; Streptophyta; Magnoliopsida; Magnoliales; Magnoliaceae
Product: imidazole glycerol phosphate synthase hisHF, chloroplastic
Exons: 19
Coding region: 42-1832 (596 amino acids)
Biological process (GO): L-histidine biosynthetic process
Molecular function (GO): imidazoleglycerol-phosphate synthase activity; oxo-acid-lyase activity
Source: RefSeq, a predicted model, not a curated record
UCAGGGGCUAUUUAUAAAUAUGCUAAAUAGAAGGAGUUGAUAUGCAAAAAGGCUACUCUCUCUUAUAUAGACGGAAGAGAGCGAGCGAAUCCGAAGCCACUGUAAGUAUGGAGACGGCGCUCUUUUCCCAUGGAAGAAUCUCCCACUUUCGUCCUUCUCCUUCUCCCCUCCAUAGAAGCCCUAGAAAUGUCAAAUCCAUGCAUUUUUCUGUCCGCGCUUCCGCCAACAGAGAUUCCGUGGUUACUCUGCUCGAUUACGGUGCUGGAAAUGUUCGAAGCGUGAGGAAUGCAAUUCGAUUUCUCGGAUACGACAUCAAAGACGUGCAAAAACCGGAAGACAUUGUCAAUGCAAGUUGUCUUAUUUUUCCUGGGGUUGGGGCUUUUGCAGCAGCAAUGGAUGUGCUGAAUCAGAAUGGGAUGGCCGAAGCACUUUGUGCAUACAUAGAAAGAGAUCGCCCCUUUUUAGGCAUUUGUCUUGGGCUUCAGCUGCUUUUUGAAUCUAGUGAGGAGAAUGGGCCAGUAAAAGGUCUCGGUCUGAUACCUGGCGUGGUUGGACGUUUUGACUCAUCUAAUGGUUUCAGAGUGCCUCAUAUUGGCUGGAAUGCUGUCCAUAUCACUAAAGAUGCAGGAAUUUUGGAUGACAUCAAAGGAAACCAUGUCUACUUUGUUCACUCAUACCGUGCUAUUCCUUCAGAAGCUAACAAAGAGUGGAUCUCAUCAACAUGCAAUUAUGGUGAAGAUUUUAUUGCUUCUAUCAGAAGGGGAAAUGUACAUGCAGUCCAGUUUCACCCAGAGAAGAGUGGAGAUGUUGGACUUUCCAUUCUAAGAAGGUUUUUGGAUCCACCAAAGUCUUUAACAGCAAAGAAGUCAGAUCAGCGAAAAGCAUCAAAACUCGCAAAGAGAGUUAUUGCAUGUCUUGAUGUGAGGACAAAUGAUGAAGGUGACCUUGUUGUGACCAAGGGAGACCAGUAUGAUGUGAGGGAGCAUACCAAGGAGCAUGAGGUAAGAAAUCUCGGCAAGCCAGUGGACCUUGCUGGACAAUAUUAUAAAGAUGGGGCUGAUGAGGUUAGUUUUUUGAACAUAACAGGCUUCCGGGACUUCCCUUUGGGUGAUUUGCCAAUGCUGAAGGUUUUGCGCUAUGCAUCAGAAAACGUUUUCGUACCACUAACUGUUGGUGGUGGUAUAAGAGACUUCACGGAUGGAAAUGGGAGGCACUAUUCUAGCUUGGAAGUUGCUUCAGAAUAUUUCAGGUCAGGGGCUGAUAAGAUUUCCAUCGGAAGUGAUGCAGUUUAUGCUGCAGAAGCAUAUUUAAGAACUGGAGUAAAGACUGGAAAGAGCAGCUUAGAGCAAAUUUCCCGAGUUUAUGGGAACCAGGCAGUGGUUGUAAGUAUCGAUCCCCGCCGAGUGUACCUAAAGAAUCCUGCUGAUGUCAAUUUCAAGGCUGUAAAAGUUACAAAGCCAGGCCCAAGUGGAGAAGAAUAUGCCUGGUACCAGUGCACGGUCAACGGUGGGCGAGAGGGUCGACCUAUUGGAGCUUAUGAGCUUGCAAAAGCCGUUGAAGAGCUGGGAGCAGGAGAAAUACUGCUCAACUGCAUAGAUUGUGAUGGUCAGGGACAGGGUUUUGAUAUCGACCUGAUCAAGCUGAUUUCAGAUGCAGUGACUAUCCCUGUAAUUGCAAGCAGUGGUGCUGGUGCAGUUGAACACUUCUCUGAGGUUUUUAACAAAACAAGCGCUUCUGCUGCCCUUGCUGCAGGCAUCUUCCAUCGGAAGGAGGUUCCCAUUUCAUCUGUGAAAGAGCAUCUAUUGAAAGAAGGGAUAGAAGUCAGAAUGUGAUGGUUUCAGGCCUCAGAAUCAUCAUCACCAAGAGAACUCAUUUGAGAUGUAGGCAUUUGAAGUUUUGUGACAGUGAGGCAGGACUUUCCAGUUCAUAUAUGGUUUCUCCUCAUUUUUGGAUCCUGUAACAGUUAAUAGUUUAGAUAUUUAUGUUUGUGGAGGUUGCUUUUGAGGCAGGACUUUUCAGUUCAUAUACGUUUUCUUCUCAUUUUUGGAUCCUGUAACGGUUCUAGUUUGGAUAUUUAUGUUUGUUGAGGUU